AUGAAUGAACCUCUUGAGACUCUCUAUAUUAACAACUUAAACGAAAAGGUUUCGAUUAACACAUUAGAAAAUGCAUUACGUUCAAAUUUCGAAAAAUAUGGAACUAUUAUUCAAAUUACAGCUCACAAGAGCUUAAAGAGAAAGGGUCAAGCAUUUAUAACUUUUAACAAUAUAGAAGCAUCUAAAGAGGCACUUACAAGAUUGCAGGGCCAUAAGCUAUUUGAUAAGGUAUUGAAGAUCGAUUUUGCUAAAUCUAAUUCAGAUAAUUAUUUCACAGACAUUAAACAAGAAUCUGUCGAAUCUAGGAAGAGACAAAGAAUAGAGAAGAGGGCUAAGGAAGAUGAAAGACCGAAAAAGGUCGUCAAAAUAAAAGACUGGCAGUCUUUACCAUCUCAUAACAUUUUGCUUGCCCAAAACUUGAAGCCAGGUGCUAAUAUUGAAGACUUAAACGCAUUCUUCGAAGAAUUUCAAGGUUUCAUUAACGCCAGAUUUGUUAAAGUUCGAAACUUAGCUUUUAUCGAAUUCGACAAUGAAAACUUGUCUACGGAGUGUUUAAAAGCUAUCCAAUCGAGUAAAUUUGAAGAAAUCUUCGGUGCAGAGGCAGUGAUGACUUACGCUAAAAAAUAA
Molecule: messenger RNA, 627 nt
Organism: Priceomyces carsonii
Lineage: Eukaryota; Fungi; Ascomycota; Pichiomycetes; Serinales; Debaryomycetaceae
Exons: 1
Coding region: 1-627 (208 amino acids)
Molecular function (GO): RNA binding
Source: RefSeq, a predicted model, not a curated record